AUGGGGGGUGCGACAUUGUGUCCGCACCGGACGGGAGGCAGGGAAAAAGGCCCAGCGCUGGGCCAACUCAGAUUUCUUAUGGUGGGAGAUCGUCGAAAAAUCGAAAGGGGUCAAGCCGGUUCCCAUGAAGUGGGUUUACAAGAUAAGCGGGACGCUCACGGGAAUGUGGAGCGGUACAAGUCCCGGCUGGUGGCCAGGGCCUACGUGCAGAAACAAGGAAUUGACUUCGACGAGGUCUACGCCCCG
This is a messenger RNA of Klebsormidium nitens, 246 nucleotides long. The record is from the annotation of a GenBank genome assembly. NCBI's taxonomy places the organism in Eukaryota, Viridiplantae, Streptophyta, Klebsormidiophyceae, Klebsormidiales, Klebsormidiaceae.